AUGUCGAGCUUACUGCUACUCCAUUUUCUCUUCUUUUGCUUCGGUGCAUGUCUUUACGAACCGCAGGGUAUCCAGGUUGACCUGAUAUUCCCUGAAGACAACGGGGUCUACAAGCCGGUUUAUCCUUUCCCGAUCAUAUACGCCGCUAAAAAUCUCAGUGCAAUUGCAGCGAGAGACAUCAACCUCUGGUGGAGUCUUAAGAUGGUGGAACCCGCGCCAUAUACAGGUCAUCCAGGGGUCGAGGCCUACGGUGGUGUUUACCAGGUAGCACCAUAUCCAGACGAAUUUCUGCUCCUCAACUCAAGCGACCAAAUUUUGAACUCGACCGUUGGCACCCUUGAACUCACCUACGGAAUUGGAGUUAAAUACGACUGCUACAACAACAUAACACGUCCUGACUAUGUUAGAGAAUAUGAUCACCUAGGAACUACACGGUUCAAGCUCCGCCUUGACGGGAAGGUACCUGAUAUCUUGGUAGCUGGCCCUUAUUCCAAACCGUUAGUCUCACUCGGCUAUGGGGGGGACUCAAUAAAUUCGACCGGUGGAGUCUGUCAUUCGUUUGCCUCCCCUCUACCAGUCCAGUCAAAUCUUUUCAAAAUCGACGCUGCACUUGCAAGUCGCGUUUCGAGUGUCAUGAUGGCUACCGUCUCUUGCACGGCCGGCUCAUGGCCUGACAAUCUCACUGAACUGCCAACAAAAUCUCCAUACAUAUGCCCUCGAAAGAGAACCGAGAUUGGUGUGUCAGUUGGUAGAGAGACGAUUGGCGCCAUGUGUGUCACAUUUUUGGCAGUCAUGGUUGGCUUUGUGCGGGUGUUGCUGUUUUAA
This is a messenger RNA of Arthroderma uncinatum, 825 nucleotides long. RefSeq lists its product as uncharacterized. Lineage: Eukaryota; Fungi; Ascomycota; Eurotiomycetes; Onygenales; Arthrodermataceae. The transcript has a single exon. The record is from RefSeq and is a predicted model, not a curated record. Bases 1 to 825 code for a protein of 274 amino acids.